Messenger RNA from Temnothorax curvispinosus, 1038 nucleotides. RefSeq lists its product as uncharacterized. The record is from RefSeq and is a predicted model, not a curated record. The coding region runs from base 102 to 701 and encodes 199 amino acids. Lineage: Eukaryota; Metazoa; Arthropoda; Insecta; Hymenoptera; Formicidae. The transcript has 5 exons.
GGCGAGCUUUCCUUUCCCCGAGCGGCGAAAAAAUCCCGACGCUUCCACACUCGAGAGUCGAUAGUCGCGCCUGUCGCGCAGAUCCGCGAGGAUCAGCGAGGAUGGCACGUGAGCUUCACGCGUGCCUCGUCCGCUACUUCGCGCGUCUAGAAAGGCUGGACGACAAGUGGAGGGAAUUGUCGAGGACGGCCGAGAGACCGCUCAAGGCUCUCGCUAAUCAAACGGAGCAAUUGCGCCAUGUCACGAAUGAAAAAAUAGACGGGACGGAAGAUAGUGUGGAUCGAGAAACGCGGGGAAGAUUGAUAUUUAAAAUUCUCAUGGGCCUCGAGGAAGAAAUUGCGCUCCUCUCGGACAUUUUGACGCAGCUUAAUGACGCUAAUCAGGAUUUGAAGAACCAUUUGGUUAAUUUGGAAAAUGCCAGAAGUAAAGUGUCUUUGAAGGACGAAACGAUGCAAGAAUUAAUCAAGGGGACACCUUACCGACCGACGCUCCAGUUGCUCCUGCAGUGGGCCGUGGAGGGCUACCAGUUCUUCCAUAAUAUGUAUCUCCGUAUCAGCGAUUGCAUGAAAUCAAUUAACUACAAGGUAGAGGAGACCGUUGACAAUCUGAUCUCUUCUUUCACGGAAGAGAAGCGCGGGAGGAAGAAUAUAAAUAGGAUUCUUGCUUUUACGCAAUUUCUAGCUGAGGAGACCCUACAUUAGUGAAGAUAUAUGGAUUCAGUAGGAGCAAAGAAAUUUAAAUGGAUAAAACUAUGUAAUCGCGCAGAUAUUUUAUAUACAUUGAUAAAUAACUAUAGUCUCUCUCUCUCUCUCUCUCUCUCUCUCUGCGCACACACACACCAGACCUAGUUUUAUAAUAAAUAUUUUUCAUUAUACAUAUAAAGAAUAGCGUAGUUAAUUACCGAGGUAAUCCAAAUAAUCCAAAUUAAUUUCCACGUAUUUUAAUUUCUUGUACAAUCGCUAUUCUAAUUUCGACCAUCGUGUUUGCAUAAGAGUAAUCUUUUAAUUUUAGAUAUAAGUAUAAAUAUAUAAAAAUUUA